Molecule: messenger RNA, 408 nt
Organism: Spodoptera exigua (beet armyworm)
Lineage: Eukaryota; Metazoa; Arthropoda; Insecta; Lepidoptera; Noctuidae
Source: the annotation of a GenBank genome assembly
AUGGACAAUCCUACCCUGGAAGCACUUCAAUGUGAAGUGGACUUUUUUCGGCAAAAUCAAACCAUAGUAGAAGAAGAAAUAAGGACUUUAAUCGCAGACAAUCAAAAACUGUCUCAACAAGUGGGAAUGCUGUUGAAAGAGAAAUUGGACAACGCUAGAGCCAAUAGUCAUAAUUUAGACCACACCAAAGAGUUGGAGGAACUGAGAAAACAAGUCUCUUUGCUAGCUAAGGAACGGGACUCGCUUCACGUGCUAUGGCAAACUUCACAGAAGACUAUAGAUGCACUGGAAACUGAAUUAAAGACUUAUCAGAGUUAUGAUAAUGGAGUGAAAAAGAAUGGUGACCACAAAAGAAGAGGAGGUGGAGGAACUGAACAAACAUUUAGAAAAUCAAAUGGAGCUGAGUAA